Messenger RNA from Solea senegalensis (Senegalese sole), 4996 nucleotides. RefSeq names its product SR-related CTD-associated factor 1 (gene scaf1). Gene Ontology annotation, molecular function: RNA polymerase II C-terminal domain binding. The transcript has 6 exons. Bases 279 to 4340 code for a protein of 1353 amino acids. The record is from RefSeq and is a predicted model, not a curated record. Lineage: Eukaryota; Metazoa; Chordata; Actinopteri; Pleuronectiformes; Soleidae.
UGAGGGAAAGGAAGAUGGCGGCGGUUGAUUGACUGGGGCUGGUGGUGCUGCUGUUUCGCCUGGAAAACGGUAAAUAAAGAAUUGAACGCCGCGUCGCACCGGUGCGUUAAAUGUCUCGGACUGAAAAAGCGGCAAAUACAAGGCGGACACUUUGACUGCAGAUUACUAAAGGUCUCAAGGUUCGUUCCUGGAUUCUUUUUUUUCUCCACGUGCGCCUCGUUCAUCACUUCCAACCUGGUUCCUCUGCUAGUAUACUGGACCACCCGUUUCCCUGGCCCAUGGACUUAAGUUCACCAACAAGCUUCAAAAGGAGGCCUACUGCCCCCUCUACCAGGAGUCCUCCUCUCUGUUCACCUUCUGUAUCUUUAUCUUCUCCAUCAUCUGGUCCACCGUCACCCUUGUCUGCUUCCUCCUCUAUAUGUGCCAGGUCAUCAGUUCAUCAGAACCAUGUAAAAGGCCUUAUCCUGGGGAAAGAGGUCGCCAAGGUUUCCUCCACUUCUGCCUCUCUGGCAGUGCAAUCUCUCCACAUUUGUACACCCAACACCACCUGUACGAAUUGCUGCCCUCACACUUCAGUGCAGCCAAUUCAAGACUCUGAAAAAGAGGGUGGAAAAAGGGAUAUGUAUGAUCCUUUCCAUCCCACUGAGGGAGACAAGGAGGCAAGGUUGAGGGGGGAGGAAAGAGAAGGAGAGAAAUAUGACCCCUUUGACCCUACUAAUUCUCCUGCAUCAGACAUUGAUGAUGACUUUGGCAAAGUUAGGGGGGUGACACGAGAGGGUGAGAGAGAUGAGGAGGAGAAAGAGGAAGACCCUCCAGAUUCCACUGACACUUUGAAUGAUCUGCCAAGUCCCUGUCUGGUAACCCAGCUCCCUUUGGGCAGGAGAGUGGGUUGUCGAACCACCAAGGCUGGAGAACAGAGGGACAGUGCUGAUUCUGAUCACUCCGAGAUAGAAGAGGGGGAAAUAGUGGGGGCUGUUGACCGAGAUAGAAGUACUAAGAGAGCAACUGGAGAAAUCCUCCCUCUGAAUUCUCCUACUGUCUCAUUCUUUGCUUCAAAGCCAGAGCGAAUCCUACGGGUGCUGGAUGGGGAUGGCUUUGUGUCUGUGUGUGCCGAAGGCAGCUGGGAGGUGGACCAGGAACCAGAGGAUGAGCCUGUGGUGGGAGUGGAGGAUCUCAGAAGGAAGCUGGUCAGCAAGAGAAAGGAAAGAUACAUGUCCUUUCCUGCCUCUUCUUCGCUCUCUCCUCAGCAACCACCACCUCCCUCUCAUCCUUCAGUUUCUCCAACCUCUCCUCCUCUCACACCUCCUGAAGAGAAAAGCACCCAGAACCACAAGUCCAAAAGUUCCAAAGACCAAGACAAACAAAAAAGCAAGGACAGAAAGGCAGGUGAAAAGGAGGAAAGGAGAAAGAAGAGAAGAAAGGAAAAAGAGGAGGCUUGUGAGAAGAGCAAAGAGAAGGAGCGAGGGCACACAACGGGAAAAGAGGUUAAGGGAAGGAGGAGCAGCAGGAGCAGCAGCCGUAAGAGGAGGAAAAGACGUCAUAGCAGUCCCGAUGCGUCACAAUCUCGCAACUCUUCAAGCAGAGGGGGAAACACAAGACGCUCUUUUUCAAGCCUAUCUGAAGAAAGGCAUCGAGAGAAAGACAGGGAUAAAAACAGAGAAAGGGAUAGACAUAGAGAUAGAGAGAGGGGAAGAGAAAGAGACAGGGAGAGAGAGAGGGAACAGAGUCAUAGCCAUAGAAGAGAUGAAAGAGAUCAAGGUUCUAGCUCUAGAAAAGAGAGGGAGAAGGGAAAAUGCAAUUCAAGCAGCAGAGAGAGGGUAAUUUUAAAGAGGUCUAAAAGAAGCACGGAAAACAGGGAAUGUGAUAGAGAUAGGCAGCAUGAGAGGGACUGGCGGCGGGAUGGUCGUCCUGUUGUCCCACCAUCUAUCCAAGAUCUCAAUGGGUCUGACCUCUUUGCCAUCAAGCGAACCAUCACUGUCACCACAACCACAACCACCACCACUGUACCUGGGUCCCCAAGACUCGCACCAACCUCCCCCUGCCGACCCACACAGGACUCUGAUAAGCACCACAAGAGGAAGAAGAAGCGAAAAUGGCACUCAGCCAGAGAGGCAGAGGAGCGGGGAAGUUGCCGCAGCCAGUCACGAUCAGUCUCGCCUCCCAUGUAUCAUGGCUAUGAGUCAGACCGUUAUUCAGACAAAUUGGACAUUGACGUAUUGUCUUUGGAUGGUGAGGCUUUGGACUCAGACUAUCCAUCUUUGGAAGAUACACCACCUGCUGCCUUGCCCCCAGAACCACCUGUUCCCAGCCCAAAAUCGAAAACCAUCCCAAAAUCUGGAAGGCAUCACCCAAAAAAGAAGUCCCGCACGUUAAAGAAAAUUGGCCAGUCUGAAUCCCAUUCGUCUUCCAACACGGCCAAAAACAAAUGCCUCUCCUCACUGAUGGUCACUUCAGAAUCUGCCUCUGUCUCCUCUGGUGUUUCCUCGGCAAAGCGAGCCAAGAAAGUGGGAAAGGACAAAGAGCGGGAAAAAGGCAGUAGAAAGGAUUUAAAUCGCUCCGGCAAGUCCAAGAAAGAAAAUGGCAGCAGUCGUAAGGGGAAGCUUCAGUCCAAAGUGUCAGUGCUGGUGCGUGAGGGUGUGAGCAGCACCACAGGAGCUUCUGUUGGCUCUGGAAAGCUUGGCAUGGACCUUCUAGGGUCAGGAGGUGCAGGGGGAGGUUCUGGAGGCUCUGUGGUUGGUGGCUCCAUAGCAGUAGUUUUCUGCAGGGACAAUGAGAGCAGGUCUCCGUUCCUCAAACCAUGCUCAGAGCCACUGUCACUGACUGGGCGUAACAAAGAUCUGUCCAGUAUCGGGAAACGAAGCAGCCUUGCUGCACCACCGUCCUCAUUGUCCGGUCCCACAGUGUUGAAAUCCAAAAAAACAAAACCAAGCUCCAUCACAUCCACGUCUUCCUCAGCCUCCUCACCCUCUUUAACUUUGGCAACUAAGCGUCGCCGUCGCCUGGCCAAGAAGACGAGAGAAAAAGGAGUGGCUGCAGGUUUACCAACUGUAGAUGGCAGUCAGACCAAUGCCAUGUCUGAGGGCUGGGGUGGAGCCUCGUCAGAGGUUCAGUCACCUGUUGGAGAUGGGAGCAAGACAGUCAGUCCACAUACAGGCCAAGCUGUUCCUGCACCCUGUUCUUCCUCCUCUUCCUCCUCCUCCUCCACUAGUGUGCUCCCGCCCUCUUCCUCUCCACCACACACCCCUCCACCAUCUAUACCUCCCUCGCGGGACACAAGGGAUUCUUCGCCAGACUCUCAGACAGUAGACAGCAGCUGUAAGACUCCGGACCCUUCUUUCCUAGCUGAGGACUGUCCGUCUCAGACCAGCCCCACACUCCCAACAUCCAGUCCAUCAAGUCUGUCCACCCCCCAGGGAACUGGCCUCAGCAUUGCCUUGUCCACAUCCACGGUCAAACCACCUCCUCCAGAUGAUGCCUCCAAAUCUCUGCUCUCACCAUCUUGCACGUCCUCCUCGGCAGGCUGUGGUCUCACCUCUCUGUCGCUGCCUCCGUCUUCAUCGGACCCUUCCUCUUCUGUAUCCUCGUCAUCUGUCAGUAAGCCUCCUCCACCUCCAGCAGCACCUGCUCUUCCCUGGAGUCUGCAGGCUGGAGUGGACUGUGCAACUGGAGGUGUUCUAGCAUUGACGGCUCUGCUUUUUAAAAUGGAGGAAGCAAAUAUCACCAGCAGAGCCAAAGCGCAAGAGUUUAUUCAAGCAACUAACCAGAUCCUCUCACAGGCCAAUCAGAGCCAGUCCCAUGAUCCUUCAUCCUUAGCUGCCUCCUCCUCACAGAUCCCGCCUCCUCCCCCUGUCCCUCCUCCCCCUGGGCUGAGCCCGACACAGUUCAUCCUUCACAGCGCCCUCCCGUUGGUCGGCUGCACCAAAACCCCACCUUCUCACCUGCACCCCUCGAUGCAGACUCCACCCCCCAUGAUGUCUGUGGGCCUAUCGGGAGUGACUGGAAGCUCUGGUGACACUGGAUGGGACAUUGAGACCAAAGACCCGGAUAAGUACCUGAAGAAACUGCACACACAGGAGCGUGCAGUGGAGGAGGUGAAGCUCGCCAUCAAACCAUAUUAUCAGCGCAAAGACAUCAACAAGGAUGAAUACAAAGACAUCCUCAGGAAAGCUGUGCAUAAGAUCUGCCACAGCCGCACUGGAGAAAUAAACCCAGUCAAAGUCAGCAACCUUGUAAAACUCUACGUCCAACGCUAUAAGUACUUCAGGAAACACGGACGCAAGAUGGAUGAUGAAGAAAGGAGCGAGAGGGAGUCAGGAGUGCUGCACUCCUCCGCCUUGUAGACUUCUGCAGGAUUCUGUCUGACAUUUUAUUGCUUUCAUUCAUAGCCCACCUUGUUUUCUGCUUUUAUCUUAUGGUAAUCUUCUCUCCUUAUGUCUGAUCACAGUGUAAAUAUGUCUCACUUACAUGUUAAUGCUGACGAAGCAGAUCUAAUAAUGUCCCUGCAGUAAAAUAAGUUUAAACUGUGUCCAUCACAGGCUGAGAGGCAGGGCUGGGUUUUUUCUUUCUUUUUUAUCAUGAUUAUUUUUAAAGUUAGAUGUUUAUGGUAUAUUUUCCUCCCCAUCCUCAUGUAUAUUGAAGUCCAAGCUGAGUGGAGUUGUAAUAUUUACACAUUACCAUAAGACACUAUCUACACACAAAUACACACAUGGGCUCUGCACCGUGUCUCUGAGUCUCUUUGGACAGUAUGCAAGCUGGACUUGGACAUGGACGGUGAAGUUGGGACAACUGAAUGAUGUUUCAAACACGCAGACACUUGACCUGUUAGUUCUGAGAUUCUGCCGCGUGUGACGUGUGCAUGUGAAAGUGCGAUGACUUGACCAACACAAUAUAAAUGUUGCCUGAAAACCAGUACAAAGGAGUGCUUUGAUUGAUUCAUUGUUUUAUCAUUCCGUACCAUUAUCAUUGAUUUUGUAAUAAAAUCUAGGGCUGAAAAUUA